CCCGUCAGUUCUUGGGCUUCCAAAUUAAGAAAGUCGUAUAAGCACCUUGAUUUGUUCUCCUUGCAUCUUCCAUCUCUUUUUACCCGAGAGUGAGUGAGAACUUUACCAAAGUGCUAGAUCUCGAAUUGUGUCCCGCGUUCAUGUUUACGUGUGACUGACUGAAUUGAAAUGUUGACAUGGGGAUUGUUGAUGUCCUACGUGUUUCUCGCCAACGCUUUGCCAACUGUGAUACGCUUGGGUGGUUUAUUUGAUGCCUCUGAAAAAGAACAACAACUUGUUUUUCAAAUUGCAGUAGAUCGAGUAAACAACAACAACGCAGUUUUGCCUUUUUCAAAUCUCAGUGCUCUUAAAGAAAUUCAUCAACCAGAUAACAGCUUUGAUGUUUCAAAAAAAGUUUGCAAACUUUUGAGGAAAGGUAUAGCUGGAAUAUUUGGUCCUCAAACAGCUCUGGCAGCAAGUCAUGUUCAGUCAAUAUCAGACGCUCUAGAAGUACCUCACAUUGAAAUACGAUGGGAUUAUAAAUUGCAGAGAGACGAUUUGUCUGUUAACUUACAUCCACACGCGUCAGCUCUAAAUCAAGCUUACAUCGAUGUUGUUAGGAGGUGGGGAUGGAGGAAAUUUAUCAUAAUUUAUGAAGAAAGUGAAGCUAUUGUGAGACUUCAGGAUUUUUUAACACAGACUUCUUCAAGUGAAUGGGAAAUUCAAGUGUAUCAGUUCCCACCGGACAAACCUUACAGGCACUUAUUCCUUCAGAUUCGGUCUUCACAGGCAAGUAUUUCAUCCGAAGACAUCUGCAUUCUUUUGGAUGUUCCAGCAAAAAGUUUGGGAGCUGUUCUGAAACAGGCUCAGCAGGUUGAAAUGAUGACUGUGAAAAAUAAGUAUAUUAUAACAUCAAUGGAUCUUCAUACUGUUGAUUUAGAAGAUUUCCAGUAUUCAAGAGCAAAUAUAACAGGCUUUAAAAUUCUCAACAGUAAUAGUGUUGUUUAUGAAGACCUACUGGAGGAAACGAACAAAAGGUUAAGAAGACACAAGGAAGAGCAGAUCACUUCACUUACUACAGCUUCAGCAAUGAUGUACGAUGCUGUGAUGCUAUUUUCCAAAGUUCUGCAAGAUAUAGAUGGUGGGAAAUUCGUAAAUUCAUUUCCACCGAUAUCAUGUAUUGAAAUGACAAAAGGUACAGAUGGAACAAGCAUAAUCAACUAUAUGAAAUCGAACAAAUUAAGAGGUCUGACAGGGCAAAUUCAUUUUGAUGGUCAAGGAUUUCGAACGUCAUUCGUGUUAGAUAUUCUACAGCUCUCAAAAAAUGGCUUGGAAAAGAUUGGUACAGUUGGUCCUGGGAGACAUAUAAAUAUCACAAAGUUGAUAACACCAGAGGUUGCCACAACUUAUCAAUUUUCGAAUCGGAAAUAUAUUAUAACGACAAUAUUAGCCAAGCCAUUUGCUAUGUUGAAGUAUUCCUCGAAACAACUGAGUGGCAAUGAAAGAUAUGAAGGAUUCAGCAUUGAUCUUAUAGAAGAGUUAUCGCACAAGUUGAAAUUCUCGUAUGAAAUCCGGGAAGUUGAAGAUAGUAAGCACGGAUAUGAAGUUGAUAAAGCUAGAGGAAUAUGGAAUGGCAUGGUUGGGGAAGUUUUGCGUGGGGUUGCUGACAUGGCCGUAGCUGAUGUGACAAUCACUUCUGACCGUGAAAAAGUUCUGGACUUUUCGCAUCCAUUUAUGAAUACAGGGAUUAGCAUUUUGUUCAAGAAGCCAACCGAGAAAGUAAAAUCUCUCUUUUCGUUUUUAUCACCUUUUUCGACGGAAGUAUGGUUUUUUGUGAUGAUGGCGUUCACGGGUGUCAGCUUCAUCCUGUUUCUGGUCGGUAGACUGAGCCCAUAUGAGUGGGAGAACAUAAAUCCUUGUCGACAAGAUGAGAAAAUCGAAGAAAAUUGUUUCACUAUAUUGAACAGUAUGUGGUUUACAAUAGCAUCACUUAUGCAGCAGGGCUGUGAAGUAGCUCCAAGGUCUUCAUCCACCAGAACUAUAUCAGGAAUUUGGUAUUUUUUUACAUUAAUCAUGAUUUCGUCUUACACUGCCAACUUAGCUGCAUUUCUAACUGUAGAGAGAGUUGUCUAUCCCAUUGAAUCCUACAAAGAUUUAAUAAAACAAACUAAAAUUAAGUAUGGUUGUCUAGAAAGUGGAUCAACGCGAACCUUUUUUCAAAGUUCUUCUAUUCCGACCUUUCAUAAAAUGUGGGAGUACAUGAGCGCCAAUAAAGAAGUUCUGAUGAAGAGCAACGAGGCAGGCAAGGAGAGAGUUUAUGAGGGAAAUUAUGCUUAUCUCAUGGAGGCAGCCUCUAUUCAAUACCUGACCGAGAGGGAGUGUAACCUCACACAGAUCGGAGGCUUGUUAGAUCACAAGAGUUAUGGUAUAGCUACAAAGAAAGGAAAUGGAUCUUUAAGUGCAUGGCUUUCCGGUGGUAUACUGAAGUUGCAAGAAGAAGGAGUUCUUCACACUCUUGAAGAACGUUGGUGGAAAGAAAAAAGAGGUGGAGGCCAGUGUGUUGUGAAACCAUCUGGUUCUGUUCGAGAGUUGGGACUUAGCAAUGUUGGUGGUGUCUUUGUUGUGUUGUUAGCCGGGGGUAUGCUAGCUGCUGCUGUUGCUACUCUAGAAUUUUUGUGGAAAUUUAGAAAAUUUUCAUCUUCGCAGGAAGAUAUUAGGAAAGUCAUGAUCAAAGAUGUGAAGUUUGCUCUUACAUGUAGUAGUUCUGUAAAAGAAUUGCCAAUGUAUAAGAAGAAAAGUUCUGAAAAUAGCCAAUUCAAAAAAGAACAUGUUACCGGCUCCAAGUUCGAAUACUCUGAUUUUUCUAAUAAAGAAUGAUGACUCUU
Messenger RNA from Parasteatoda tepidariorum (common house spider), 2864 nucleotides. Its product is annotated as glutamate receptor ionotropic, kainate 2. The record is from RefSeq and is a predicted model, not a curated record. Gene Ontology annotation, biological process: monoatomic ion transport. Gene Ontology annotation, cellular component: membrane. Gene Ontology annotation, molecular function: signaling receptor activity; ligand-gated monoatomic ion channel activity. Lineage: Eukaryota; Metazoa; Arthropoda; Arachnida; Araneae; Theridiidae.